Molecule: messenger RNA, 916 nt
Organism: Daucus carota subsp. sativus
Lineage: Eukaryota; Viridiplantae; Streptophyta; Magnoliopsida; Apiales; Apiaceae
Exons: 3
Coding region: 38-904 (288 amino acids)
Source: RefSeq, a predicted model, not a curated record
GUUUUCUUUCUUUGAUGUAUUUGAUAACCUUUUCAAUAUGGAGCAAAUAAAUUCGUCAGCCAUUAAAGAAAAGCUAGAAGUAAGCAAUUAUGUGAAUUCUGUUGUUGCUGAUGGAUCUACCGUUAAUGAGGAAAAGUUAACUGCAGAAGUUAGUGAUUGUGGCCCAACCGGGCAAGAACUGGGUAUUUGCAACCACCCUGCUGAAUUUGCAGAAAGCGGUGAACUUGAUAAAGAUUCCAGAAGUUCUUAUGAGGAACUUGGUGAAGCUAGUUACGCUUAUCUUAAUAAUCAAACUGUCUCUAUGAUCUUCACAGAGGAGAAAGAUGAUACGAGGCACCUUGAAAUAUCCGAGCAAGCUGAUGAACCGCACAACAGAAGUUCAGAAUUAGGAAGUCAGGAAAAUGUAUUAGUGUGUGCUAGGGACGAGUCUGAAAUUAGUGAAAUGGUGAACAUGCUCGAUUCUACUACCAGGGAAUUGAGUAAUAUGCCAGAAUAUAUUUCAUCCCAAACUUCUGAUCACAACAAUGGAGGGAAGUGUAAAGAAAAUAAUCUUAGUUCAUCCAGCAUCACUUUAAUGACAAGUGAAGGUCAGGAGUUUAAAUCAGUAAUCAUUGGAGGGAGAGAAGUGGAGGAAACAGUAUUUGAAGAUAUUAAGGAAAAUGAGUCUAAAAGAACUUCAAGCACGGGUGAAAGAACUUCAAGCACGGGUGAUGCACAUAAAACUCUAGACGUGGAGGGAGAACCGGACUUGCAGAAUAUCAGUUCUGAAAGAACACCAGUCAUCUCAGAAGAUGACAUCGACAGAGAUGGAAUUGCGUGCCCUUUGAUUGUUCAAAAAUGUAAGUCAUCUACAACAUGUCCAAAACUUUCCACAAUGGACAUUGUAUCCUUUUCUGAGGUCUGAAAUUAAAAAGAA